GUGAAGUUAACCUUCAUUACAUCACUUUCAGAAACAAUUGUCAGCUGUGCUCUCUACUCAAUGCCUAAGAAGUGUCUGAGUUAAGGGACAGAAAGUCUUUGAUGCUCUUCCGAACAGCAGUACCCAAACUGGUCUAUAAAGGAUAACUCCAUCAGAGGCAAGAGAUACUAAUGGCAAGUCUGGAGAUGGCUGUAAACCCUUUCUUGACAGCAUCAGGGUCACCGCAGACGCCGCUUGUUCCCUCACCAUUUGGACUUCCCACUGUGGACAGAGAUGUCUUGUCUUCUACCAUAGCUUCACCUGACCCAAGGCAAUUUUGUGUUCCUUCUCAAUUCAGCUCUUCUGUUCUACCAAAUGCAAAUAUGCCACAUCUGUUGUCCAGUUGUGUCUACUCAGGUUGGAGCAUUUUACCACCUGAUUCUAUAAAGGCAGUGACCAGAAGAAAUGAAAUCAUUCAAAGGCAUCCUAUUGCCAGGGAUGAAAUGGAAAUGUAUGCUAUUUACCAGCAAAGGAGAAUGGAAAAAGUUAAUCCCAAGCGACUAGCUGGCCUCGGGGCGCCAUGCCUCUAUGGGCCCAGCGGCCCAGCCCCCUACCAUGGCAGGACCAUGCUUCCUGCCAGGGACCUGCAUUUUCACAGAAGUGCCAUGAGAAGAAACCCCAUGCUAGUGGCAACCAGACCUCACUUUAUAGAGAGCUGGGAGCAGAAGUGUCAGCUCAGAAGAGGUGCAGGGCAUCCAAAACCUCUAGGCAGCCAUACAGAAAACUCCAAAAGCCAAGCAGAAGAAAAUAUCCUGGUCCAGACACAUGCAAUUCCCUCUGAACAAGAGGAGUAUGAAAAAGAGCCAGAAACCGAACUAUUCCCCGAUGAGAAGUCAGGUGAAACCAAUGGAAAGCCAACCACAGCUGGGGACUGCCACUGUGGAGUCGAUCAGCCGGGUCUCGGAAAACCCUGGGGAGGCCCCACUAUGCUUCUACACACGAAGGCUAUGGAUGGGGGGGAAAACAAGCCUUCGGAGCAGGGGUUGGAAGCCUACACUGAAAAGGAUGGGAUUUGUGCUCCCAUUUCUCACCUGUCUCUACCAGGAGCACAUACACUGACUACAUCGGGAGAAAACCUGUCUUUGGAUGAAGAUAUUCAGACAUGGACCGUGGACGACGUACACAACUUCAUUAGCAACCUUCCAGGUUGUUCAGACUAUGCCCAGGUAUUUAAAGAUCAUGCAAUCGAUGGGGAAACUUUACCAUUGCUCACAGAGGCACAUCUUCGAAGCACUCUGGGCCUGAAGCUAGGGCCAGCACUAAAAAUUCAGUCUCAGGUAUCUCAGCAUGUGGGAAGUACCCUCCUCAAGAAAAUGCCCUCGUUUCCUAUUCACAGGAGACAGGCAUGUGCUCAACCAGCAGAUCCAUCUCCUCCUGUGGAUUUUAAUUCCUGGAAUGAUACAUUGAGCACACCUUCUCCCCAGGAUACAAUGCUUCCUAAAAGAAUUGAAAGAGACAACAUGAGAAGUUAAAGGAAGUCCUCAAGGAGCAAGAACAGUCGUGGCCAGUUUUCCAGAGUCUAAGAUGAUAUCAAGGGCAUGCCAGUGUUUCCCAGAACACAUGGAGGGCAAGCAGGAGGGAAAGCUGGCCUUUCUGGACCUGUCUUGGAGGCCUUUCCCACUUCCUAUGAGGGCAGAAGUGACCUAAUCACCAG
This is a messenger RNA of Perognathus longimembris pacificus (Pacific pocket mouse), 1693 nucleotides long. It is a transcript of the gene Samd7, whose product is annotated as sterile alpha motif domain containing 7. Gene Ontology annotation, molecular function: protein binding. NCBI's taxonomy places the organism in Eukaryota, Metazoa, Chordata, Mammalia, Rodentia, Heteromyidae. The record is from RefSeq and is a predicted model, not a curated record. Bases 171 to 1511 code for a protein of 446 amino acids. The transcript has 8 exons.